CGAGGCAUUAUUCAGAAAGUUAUUCCAAGCAUCAACAAAUUCUCAGUGCUGCGCCUCUACUUUGGUUACAGUCUGAUGAAGUACAGCGAGUUGAUCAUUGGUAUGGAGGAGGGUGUCAGUGAGGAGGUUGAGGGUUCUAUCCAGCGCAUCAGCUCGGCCGCCGCAACAGCAGCAGCCGGAGGAGGGGGAGGAGGGGGAGGAGGCCUAUCCGGCCACGCCAUUGCGCGCCGAGCUGAGAAGAUUCUUGCAUCUGUCAAACUCAUCAGGUCGGCAGCUAAGGCGGUCACCCAGGGCGUCGAGGUCGUGACAUUGGCUGUCGGGCAGAUCAAUCAAGGAGAGUACGACAGAAUCGUCAGGCGAAGAUUCACCUCCGGCUCGUCAUUGAUAAGCGGCGCCGCAAAGAAACUCGAGAGAGGGGCGAAAGGUGUAAAUCGGGAGGCCAGCAAAAUACUGAAACUGGCAUCAUCACUGUCAGAUGAGUCGGCGAAAAAGACGUGACUCCUGCCUGUGAGUCACGAUUUUUGCCUGUAAUACUGCCUUUACUCGUGGGAUGUGACUCUUCAAUAUGACUUUUCAUUAGGAAACGUGACUACUGCCUUUGAGACAUGACUCUUGCUUGUGAGUCUGGCUUUUCACUCGUGGGAUGUGACUCCUCUGAGUGGCUUUUUAUUAUGAGACGUGACUCUUGUCCCCGAGAUAUGACUGUUUGCUGGGUGCCUGUUGGACCAGACUGCUGAGGUACCCGAUUGUGACUUUUCUGAGUUUGACGAACUCGGCCUUUUCUUGACCUGGGCAUCUGACCCUGAGAUCCGAAUUUGGGGUCUGAAUCGUGGAAGGCCUUUCACUGACGUCUCAGGAUCUCUCGGCCAUAACAGGGAGAUGCAGUACAUCUGAUGUAAGGCACACUGGAGUCUGGACCCAGUUUCCAGCUUUAUUAAUACAAAAUGUGAUUAAAAAAAAAAAAAAAAAAAAAAAAAAGGAGGAAAAAAAAAAGAAAAGUUAAUCAAUUGUGCCUUCACAC
Molecule: messenger RNA, 1021 nt
Organism: Chara braunii
Lineage: Eukaryota; Viridiplantae; Streptophyta; Charophyceae; Charales; Characeae
Source: the annotation of a GenBank genome assembly